Pelobates cultripes (western spadefoot toad) is the source of this 29559-nucleotide messenger RNA. The record is from the annotation of a GenBank genome assembly. NCBI's taxonomy places the organism in Eukaryota, Metazoa, Chordata, Amphibia, Anura, Pelobatidae.
CGCUCGCUCAAGACAGCUGAGGGAAAGGAAGGCUGAGUGAGUGAGGAGGGCGCGCGCGUGUGUGUCGAGGAGUCACGUGUCCGCCUGCCCGUGCGCGCGCUGCCUGGCUGGCUGCUUCUCGCGCAGACCGUUAGCCUCUCAUUCCGGCUCCGGCUGUCUGAGGGACCGGAGGGCCAGAGCUCCAUUCUCCGCAGGACGGACUGACUGGCAGGCCGGACACACGCCACACAGACACCGCUGUGAGCUCUGAGUGGAGCUGUCGGGGGGCGGUGGAGUCGCCAUUGCUAAGGUGAGCGCUAUGAUCCCAGGAUUCUUCUACUCUCAUGUGUUUUGGUGUCCUUUACCCAGCAUGCCCGGGGGGGGGGGGGUACUGGGGUCUGGGGUGGCUGUUAUGGCUGUUUGCUCACUCAGGUGCUGGCCGUGUUACUGCUCAAGCCUGGCCAUUUGGAUCUCUGCUCAUUGUGGACUACAAUGCCCAUCAUCCUCAGCCAUGCCCUGGGACUCGCUGGAGGAUGGUGAGGUUCCAGAUUUUAUGGCCAGCUGUUGGCACUCCCACAUUACCCACAAUGCUUGGCAAGAAUAACUUUCAUCCAUGUUCUUGUCAACUUUAAUACCCAACUCGUCUGGAUGAGGAUCAUAGGCAUCAGAGUGCUCAGUAACCAGUAUGGGGAGUUGGCCAUCACUGCUCUGAUGCAUUAUCACAUGUGUUUUUGUUACAGGGAGGAAAGCAUCAUGGGAUUUGUAGUCCUGCAGCUGCUCGUGAAGGGGGUCCUACCUUGAGUUAUUCUCUUUUAUAGCAGUAACAACCUUUAUUGUCAGGGCUCUGGUAUUUAAAAGGUUACAGACUGCAUGGCCUGUUUGGCCUUUUUACAUGGAAAGAAGGUCAUCUGGGCCCUUCCCAUGGUUCCCUGCUAGGGCUUAUACCAGAUUUUAUAUCAUGGGGUACAUCCACCGCCCAGGGGUCAGUACUGAGUGUGCCCUGUGUGUGUACACAUUUAUCAUAUAAUGUGUAUCCCUUUGUAUUAUCACCCUGUUACAGUAGGGAGUAUCCCUGCAGGAAUUUGCAGUGGGAGGGAGGCUGCACACUUCCUGGGAGUGGUAAAAGAAGGGAGGGGGGGUUGCCAGUUUAGCAGGGCCUUGGGUAAUGUUUAUUUUUAACAUGGAAUCACUACCCAAAAAAACACACACGUUUAUUGCCUGUGAUAAGUACUACUGGCCAGACUCCUUAUAUUACAUUUAAUUACACUGUGGCUUUGAUUUCCUUUUUUUUUUUUCUUCUCAUAAUUCUUUUGAGUGUUUUAGGCAACAACAGAUGUGCACGCUUUGAAGUUUGUGCCAUCCCGUCUCUACCCAGAUUUGACUUGGGCUUUUAGUGUAAUGAUUUUUUAUGUUUGCACGUUAUAAGUUGUCUGCACACUUAUUAGUAGUAUUUACAAUGCACCAACAAAUUCACAAGGUUACUAUAUAUAAUAAUUUUUUUUCUUACUGUAACAGUCAUUAUCCGUAUCUUUAAUUAUUGCUUACAUUGAUUUCGUAACCUAAAAAGGCUUUCUCCCAUUUAUGUUAUUGAUAUUUGCCAGCUUGCUAUUGGUUAGCUCCCAGGCCUGUGCUUACGAAGCUGAUGUGUCAGCACAUGCCUGCAGUUUUUUCGUCCCUCAGGGUUUAUUUUUCUUCGUUCUUUGUUAUCUGCAAGAAAGAUUGAACUUUUUGAAGCAAGUGAGACACUUAAAUGCCAGUUUGAGUCUAUCUACUUUCUGUUUUAGUUUAGCUGUGCUGACAUAAGUUUUAUUUCCACUUUUUCUAAUUGCUCUUCUAGUAUCAUGAUUAUCAGGGCUGACACAUCUUAAUGUAGUGGUUCUGGUGCACAUAUGCUGUCACUUUUCUUUGGAAAUGCAAACCAUUUUAGAAAAACUACAAUGUUUACAUUUUGUGUAAAGCGGUCAGAUAGCAGCUUGAGGCACUUCCUCCUUAUGUCCUUCAAUUUCCAAAGUUUUUACAUUCAACUGUGUUUUCUGAGAGAAGCAUUAAACUCAGUGCUUCUCUGUGACCACAACAUUUCUGGUACUCUAUUUUUAAUCAUUUUUUGUUAAUGUAGUAAGGAACACAUCUAGCUUUAAGUCACAGAAAAGAAAGCACUUGACCAGUUCAGAAGUGUUGUGACAAAUGUUUCGAGGUCAAAACUUGUUCAUCAAUUGUGGGGUUGGGGGGGAGGGGGUGGAACAUUGCUUUUAGACCCAAAUUAUUGCUUGCUUUAAGUGCUAAUUUAUAGUGCUAGUGCUAAGGAACACUAGUACUGUUGCAAGACCACGGUGCAAGAAGUUUUUACUGAAGGUACUUAAAGGACCACUAUAGACACCCUGACCACUUCAGCUCAAUGAAGUGGUCUGGGUGCCAGGUCCAUCUAGGGUUAACACUGAAGCUGUAAUUGAGGGUUAAUCCAGCCUCUAGUGGCUUCUCAUUGUCAAAAUCAGUGAGAAGACGCUGCAGUCCAUAGAAAGCAUUGAGUAAUGCUUUCCUAUGGACUGAUUGAAUGCACGCGGCUCUUGCCGCACAUGCGCAUUCAGCGCUAACGUUGGAAGAGGGAGGAGAUUUCCCCAGUGCCGAGGGAGCCUGGCGCUGGAGAAAGGUAAGUGACUAAUCACUUCCUCCCCCUUCAGCCCGGCGAAAAGAGCACACAUGGCCAGUACUGGACUCCUCUAAUCAAAUGGAGGUUAGCUGUGAGUUUGACUCUGCUCUCACAGUGGAAUUGCCUCUAGUGACUGUCAGGAAUAUAGCUACUAGAGACCUAAUCAGCCAUUAAUUGGAAACAUUGCCAUAACUACUAAAUGUCAAUGGUUUACAUUACAUGGUUAAAAGUACCACUGCACUCAGACCACUAAAUUGCAAUGAAGAGGUCUGAGUGCCUUUAGGGGGCACUUAAAGAAACUUUCUGGGCACCAUAAGAGGGUUAAAAUUGUAUUUAUAUUUUUUCCUCGCACCAUGCUGCUCUUUGUGCCUGGCCCUGCGUCCUUGGCUUGGAUAAUAGAGAGCAAUGAUCUCAGCCAAUCCAAUGCUGUCUCAUAGGAAAGAAUUUAGUCUAGUGUGCAUGCGCACUAAAGAGCCUCACGGUACUAUUCAUAUGGUCAGUAUGAGUCCAUCUGAUUGAAAUAGCGUAUAUUUACUCUAUUUCAUAGGAAGCGCUCCUAGAGGCUGUCUCAGUGACAUUCACUAGAUGCAUGUAAACGCUGUAAGGUAAACAGUCAUUCUAGAGAACGACAAUGUUUCAUACUGCAGGGGGAAAAAAAACCUUCAGGGACAUGACACCUAGACCACUUAAUUGAGAUGACGUGUUCUGAGUGCCUAUAAUGUUCCUUUAAAUGUAAAAACCUGUGGCGGUAUCCCUUGAGAAGAUGAGUCACUAGUGCCUUCCCAGUGUGUUUAGCUCUCGAGUGAUUAUAUCCUCUUGCACAAGGUACCGCUGUCUCAUCCAAGCAUAAGUCGAGACUCAAUGAAGGGUGAAGAACUGUUUUUUUUUUUUUAUUAUUAUUAUUAUUAUUAUUAUUAAUAUUAAUAAUAAUAAUUAAGCAAAGUGUACAGAUUUAUUCCCAGACCCUCACCAUGUGGUCUCUAUUCAGUGUAACAUAAGCCUGCCUCUGUGUCUAGGAGAUAAUGGAGUCCGCUCUCGGUUAAAAUAAUUAUCUCCAGGACACAGAGUGCAAAAUACCCCAAAGCACAUGUAUUAAUGUAGAGCACCCCCACAUGCCAUAUAUCACUGGAAAGGUCUCUGUGGGGUGCCCGUUCAUUACGGAGUGCUAGGUAAUGUUUCCCGGUUACCUAAAAGCGUGGCACUUUUUGUUGGUACAUGGCGAUCCCCCAACUCCUUGGUGUCGUUCGAUUUCUCCCCACCUCCUCUGUUAAUACUCCAAAGAGUGCCCUGAUUGAAUGUCCUGGGACUGUAAGAGCUCUAGUUAAAGUUUUAGCAGACCAUGGUGACUCUGCGAUCUGCUUUAGAGUUCCAGGAUGAUUUGAAGUCGCUCCCAGUCAGGCGCUCAAUGUCUCAACGUCCCCUCUGGCAGAGGAUAGGCGGUCCUGGACAGCCAGAAGGGUCGCUGGGCUAUGAAACAUGGGCUGGAGUUUUAGUCUAUACGUUUAGUCAUUUUGGUUGAGGGCUGAGGAGCCAUGUACCUGGCUUAGGUGACCAGAGUGUCCGUCACACUACUUAACUUUACUUGUGCCAAAAUGGUUGUCAUAGUAGUGUAUAGUAGUAGUGUUGCAAUGGAAUCUUUCCACAAUAACGCCACAGUUAGCUUAAUUGGUUAUGGUGCUUGUAGUGUCCUUUUUAACUGAAAUGUUUGGUGUGAGUGUGAAUCUUAUUUUACUUCUCGCUCACAUUUUAUUACUUCCCACUAUGAGCAGAUCAAAUCUCAAGGUAAUGUUUCACCUACUCUACCAAAUACAAAUGGAAUGUUUAGGACAUCACUGUUAUGAAACUCCUUUUUACACAUUGUGCUGAUGCUUAAGAGGUGGCCAAAAAAAGAAGCCUAUCUUAAUUUUUUUGAGUUUCCUGCAAAUAUUUAGGUUCUGCUUUGAAACCUGCAAAGAAUAGCCACUCUGCCCAGUUCUUGAGCAGAGCUAACUGGCACUGGCCUGAAGACUUUAGCUUUAAACAGCUAGUUAGUAUUUUAAAUCCUGAAGGUAAGCCUGCCCCAUGGACCUCUUAAAGUAGAAAUACUCCUUAGUACAGGUAUAUAAGGUGUAAACAAGAAAUAUUUAUCAAUAAUAAGUUGGCAGCCUCCCUUGGAUCGCUCCCAGUCAGCAAUUCUACUCAACCACAAGAUAUAUAUACCCACAAAAGGAGAGGGAACCGUCUGGAAUCUAAAAAUAGAGUAAAAAUACAGAAAAGAAUAUAGUGUAAAUCCGUAUGUAAUAAGUUAUGCGCUAGUAUAGAAUACACUCACAAGAUCUUUGUUGAUUCAAGCGUAUAUAAGGUGCCUCCCACGAUGAUGUUGGGGGCUUGGGAUCACUUCUCUGGACUCUCUCCACUAAGAUGGAGGACUCCGGGUGGAAGGUUGAAAAAAGCGGCUUUUUAUUAAUAUAAAAAGCAAUAAGCACAAAUGGUUGGUGCCGACCAUGGACCUCCUGACAUCAUUACUUCUUCUGAUAAAGCUGUAAUGGUGCCUGCAGUAUUCAUUUAAUGAGAGACGCGUUUAAUGCCAGGUUUCCCCACACCCUCCCCCUUUGUCUGUUUUUUUUUAUAGGGUUACUAUAGUGUAAGGAAUAGAAUCCUGUGUUCCAUACACUAUAUAGUUCCCUCUGGCCAACCCCUCCUUCACGCACCACCAGCAUGUAAAGGGUUAACUUUAAAACAACAACAACAAACUUUCUGUACUCACCCAAUUUCAGUGAUGGUCUCACUUGGUGCUGGGUCAUUGCUCCGCUUACACCAGUGUCCCCCGGGGGUGGAUGGGGACUGCAAUGCUUUCCUAUGGGGAUUUUAAGUACGUUGAUUUGAAGAGCGUGCAGCGUCAGGCGGCCAAAAGUAGGAAGUGUAGUGGCUGUCUGAAAGUCUUUAGAGGUACUAUUAGUCCUGCAGUGUACAUACAUCUUUAAAAAAUGAAAGAAGAAAAACUCAUCCUUAAUUUAUUUCUUUGUGUAUGAGAAGAUCCUUCAGCCAUAUACAUGCACCUUGGGUCAGACCGUGUUUGAAAACAAACAGUUGUGUCUAUGGUCUGCCUCCUUAACUCUGUGCAUAGAAGCAGGGAAGACCAGAGAGUCUCUGUUUUCAAACACUGUCUGACCCCAGGUGCACUUAUAUGGCUGAUAUGUGCUAUCAAUGUUAGGGAUGGGUUUCUCUCAUUUAUUUUGUACAUAUAUUUAAUUAAACAAAAAUAUUUUUACUUUAAGAACUUUGAAAGGAUUAUUAUAUUAAAAAUAGAUUUGAGGUGAUUUUUUUUCCCCUCUGGGGUACAUACUCUAACUUUAUGCAGAAUCCUACAUAUCUUGAAACAUUUAAAACAAAUUCUAUUUGAUUAGGUUCCAUAUCACGGGUUUGCGUUUCUUGUACCUUCUUUUCCAACAUGUUAAAGUAAGUAUUUAAGAUGUGUACAAUCCAUCGCCCUGUCGUAGGAAGCUUUCUUUCUAUUUUAAAUGGUUUCAACUGUUGCCACAAGUCAUUGUGGUCGCUGUGGCUACUGCUGAGCUAAUCUACAUUUGAGCACACCAGAAAGUUACAUAGAUCUUAGUACAGUCCUUGUAAGCAGAAUACGAAUAUAACUGUGUACCAAGUUUUGUAUUUUUAUAUCCAUUAAUUCAAAGAAGUGUCAUUACUCUGCUUAGCAAACUUUAAUAACAUUACAAUAGUUGCCAAAAACAGCCCAGUAGUUGAAUUUGGCUUUUUCUUUAGCUAGAUAUAGAUGAAGGGAGGAAAAAGUGAUUGCUUUGUUGUAAAUGGACAUUCCACACACCUAGUCUCCUUGCACAUGUUUUUGCAAAAAGUGAUCCAUUGUCAUGGACAACUUUUUUCCUAUUUAUUUUUUAUUUUAUUUUUUCUCUUGCCAAAAUUGGUGCAGACUUCCUCUUCACAUUAAAGGGACACUAGAGUCACCACAACAACUACAGCUUAAAGGGCCACUAUAGUGCCAGGAAAACAUACUCGUUUUCCUGGCACUAUAGUGCCCUGAGGGUGCCCCCACCCUCAGGACCCCCUCCCGCCCCGGCUCUGGGGAGAGGAAAGGGGUAAAAACGUACCUUUUUCCAGCGCUGGGCGGGGAGCUCUCCUCCUCCGUUCCUCCCAUUCGGCUGAAUGCGCACGCGCGGCAAGAGCUGCGCGCACAUUCAGCCGGUCGCAUAGGAAAGCAUUUACAAUGCUUUCCUAUGGACGCUUGCGUGUUCUCACUGUGAUUUUCAAUGAGACAGCCGCUAGAGGCUUUGGAGGAAGGAUUAACCCACAAAAAGUUGGCAUGUAUUGUGGUUUGGGAACUUGGGUUUAAAAAGGUUCGCCAUCACUGCCAUAAUGGGCAGGCUCAGCUCUCAUUAAAACCACAAUCACCCAUGGCCUGCAAGUGUUUUUUUUUUCCAGGAGGGAUUUCAAGGACCUGUACUUCAGCCACAAUUGUACUCUUGAUAUCUGAUGAGAAUGAGCUAUUAAGCUGAUAGAAGUCAUUCCAUGGCUAUCAUUUUUUUAUCUCCAUUUCCACCUGCUACUUUUUGUUAUAUGCACUACAAUCUGGUCAGAGCUCUGGAAACAUUGCUUCUCUUUCAUACUUUGUCCCAUUUCACAAUAUAUAAUAUACACAUUACCAUAUGGCAUCUGAUUUGUCACUUCACCUGUCUAAGCAGUGUAUUAUGUGCAGCAUAAUUGAUUGCAAGCAAAUGCGCAGGUUGAGAGCUAUUGGUUGACAUUUAGUUCCAUGAUGUGAUGGGAUAGAAAGAAAGUGAUGCAGACAGUAUUUUCACCUAAGUGUUGUAUGAUUUGUCUCUCCUAGAACAUUUGUAGUUUAUUGUGCAAUAUAAAUAUUUUCCUCACAUUAAUUGUUUUAGACAUUGUUCUAUGUUAUGGGAGCAAACUCUGGAACAUAAAGCUCCAUUUCACAAUCUGGUUUAUUCUCUAAAGUGAGAAUUUAAAGUCCAAGUAGCUAGGACAAUUCUCAAAGUCAGAGGAACUUUUAAUUGGCAAUUAGCCAGUGACUCUGGCCUUAAAUUUAUGAUUCAAUAUGAUUUAUUCUAAUAAAUAACCCUGUAUGUGUCUCUCAGACCUUCAUCAUCUGUUGCUGUUACUGGUGGUUUGUUCCAGGGAACAUGCAUAGCAACAUUAACCUUACCGGUAUUUUGUAAUGUGAAGUAUGUUUUUUUUUUUUUUUUUUUUAUAUAUAUAUAUAUAUAUAUAUCUCUAUCUCUAUCUAUAUCUCUAUCUAUCUCUAUCUAUCUCUAUCUAUAUAUAUAUAUAUCUCUAUCUAUAUAUAUAUAUCUCUAUCUAUAUAUAUAUAUAUCUCUAUCUAUAUAUAUAUAUAUCUAUCUUCUGAUGUUUUUCGGGGAUAUUAUAAAUGGGGAAAACUAUAAGCUGUAUUUUGUUGUACAUCUCAGUUAUGCUUUGUUUUGUGUUUGAAGUAUUCUGGCAAACCAUAGGUUAAAACAUAUAUCCAGGCCAGAGGAAGCUGAGUAAUACAGAGCCAGCCCUGACGAGUCUGCAGUGGAGACAUUGGCCAGCCCUUAUAUGGAAACUGUGAAUUUUUGGAAUCUCUGCCCAGGCCUCAGCACUCUCCUGAAAGAGUCAUUUGCUUAAGAAUGCUUGCGUUCCAAGCUCUUACUCUGUGCUGGAUAUUUGAAGGCUUAUUUAUUUGGUCGCCAUGAGUCUGCUUGCAGCAUUACCAAACAUGGGGAGUGUUAAUAAAAAGAUAUUGUGCUGGUUAAUUUUAGAGUACGGCGUAUUUAAAAAGGUGACCUGGAAAGUUUAUUGAAUAUAGUAUGUCCAUGUUGGCAUAUUUGUUUACAAUUUGGUAUUCUGUAUUUGAGGGACACAUACAUAGUUUCUCAUUGUGUUCCAGUCCUUUGGCAAAAAAAUAUGCUUGCAUUAUUUAAUUAAAAUUAUCAGUGUUUCUGAAUGUUUGCUGACCACUGUAUUUGCAGUAGACCUACAUAAGGGUAAUGAUUGGAAAUGCUAUGUUUUUGUUGUCUCUAUGGUAACAAAAUAUCUGACAUACACCCUGGUUACCCAGUUGGUCAGGAGAAAUUAAAAUAUCUUAGACAUAUAGUGUGUAGGUGACUAGAAAGGAGGAGAUGGGAGGGCUGGCUUUUUGCGUUGUAGUGAAUGGUACACGCUGCUCCCUUUGAGUCACACUGACACAGUGCUGGGAAGACGUGAUAUGACCUCUUGAAUGCACAAAUACAUGGCUCACUCCAUUAUAUUUAUAUCCUCCCAGAAAUACUUCCUUAUAUUGAUACCCCAAAUAUGCAAUUGGUGCCCAAAAAAGUUAUUUUUCACAAUGGUACAUUGUGUGCCAAUCCCAAAUCAUUUUUCUCCCCUUUAACCCCUUAAGAACCAAACUUCUGGAAUAAAAGGGAAUCAUGACAUGUCAUGUGUCCUUAAGGGGUUAAAGUGGAACUUUCACUUUACAUUAGUGUUUACUGGGGUGGCUGAACAAGGUCCAGUUAAGUGACAGUCUGUCAGUUUUUUUUUUUUUUUUCUUGUUUGAGUUAUUCUGUUAAAAUAACUGCUUUGUCAACAUAAAGGCUGAUUUGGUUCAUUAACCGUGCUUUAUGUACUUUGGGAAUUCUGUACCGCAGUAUAAUUGUGUAAAUGAACAAUACACAGGACUAAACCUCUAAAAUGCCCAAUGGUUAAUACACAAAUGGUCAGUCCUAACCCUAGACAUUGAUCGCCACCCUUUUUCUUUCAUCCACUUGUACCUUUAAUUACAUCCACCACCAAUACACAGUAAAUGACACCUGCAGGUUUAAAAGAAAUUCCCAGUUUGGUGAAUUUAUACAGCACUACAUUGUACCACUUCAUCUCAAUGGUGCGGUGUACUAGUGUUAAUCUACUUGCUGCCUCAAUUCAUUAGCCUGAGCACCAGAGGAGAGGCAGUGUAAUGGGCACCAAGGUUUACUACUUCUGUGUUAAACCAUUAGAAAACUGCUUAAUUCUGGAAAGUAAGACCAUACCAGCAGACUUGGUCUUUAGAUGGAGUGGUUAUGGUGGCCAGAGUUCUUUAAAGCAGAGAUACAUGCAAUCAGAGCAGAGAUACAUGCAAUAAGUGUAAUAACUUGGUGCUAUUAUGCAACAGGUUUCAAACUUGGUUUGGUUCUGAUAUUCCCUGCCAGUUAAUCUCCAAUGUUGGAUCUCUCCCACCUUUUAUCUGCUACACCACUUUCUUAUGCAAAAUAAAUUUAAUUGGAGUAGUUUAACUUUCUUCACUGGUGUCCAGCAGUUAGGUCUUUAUGACCCAAAAUAUCUCCAUGUUGUAUAUCAUUUUGAUGCCAAAUAUAACCACCUGCAAAUCUGAGUGUUCUGACAGAACUCAGAUUGUACUUGUAGAUCGUGAUCAGAGCCACACCAUCAGGUUUAGGUUUUGUGUUUUCUCUCUAAAUUAAUUCCAGUUAAACAGUGUGCUGCAGAUGCUAUCAUUCCAAAGGAAGUCCAGACAAUAUAGCCAACUUCCUUAAAAAAAAACCAAAAAAACAAAAAAAAAAGUGGAUUCUUCUCUUCAGUCGAUACUAGUGGGAGAAAGUCUUUGCACAAGAUUUGUGUUUGCCAUUUUAUUGCUCUUAUAAAUGUAUGUGAAGCAGGGAAGGUAAGAGAUUAUCUGUUUUAAAACAGUCUGUAUGAAACAUAGUGUGACGGCAGAUAAGAACCAUUCGGCCCAUCUAGUUUGCCCAACUUUCUGAAUACUUUUUAUUAGUCCUUUGCCUUAUCUUAUAUCUAGGAGAGCCUAUCCCACACAUGCUUUAAAGUCCUUUACUGUGUUAACCUCUACCACUUCAGCUAAGAUGUAUAGGAUAAUGAGUUUUGUGUUUUGUUUUUUUUGGGGAGGGUUUUGUGCGAUAUAUAUGUGUACUGCAUCUCUUACUCACCCAAGUCAAAUCUUUUCUAAACUUUAUCAGGCUCCAAUACAUGGAGCACAUGUCUCAGACCAUGGCCUUUGUAAGUGUUACUUGCGUUUCCAGCACUAGGAGUGUGCAAUGGGCUCUGACUCACAACAUGCACAAAGCAGCUUCCCCAGUAUUCGUGUAGUAGUGGAGCUCUGCACCCAUAGCAUAUAUUAUGGGUUCUGCUUUCCACCAGCUGAGAGCAGGUGAAUAGUGCCCCUCAGAAAUAGACAUUGCUUUUGAGAAUGUUUUAUUGUAAAGUGCUGUGGAAUAAGCUGGUGCUAUAUAAAUACCUAUAAUAAUGAAAAUGGAGCUUCCAAGCUUUUUGCAAGUGUUACUAAUCUUUUGCUCUAAAGGAAGAAAACAAAAGAAAAUAAGGCCACAUUUCUCCCAGAUAUUGCAUGGUGCUGAGAAGCUAUCUAAAGGUAUAGUUUUCUCCUCUGCACAUGAUGUUUGCUGUUUGCUCUUAUGUGGAAUUGCAUUUACUAAAAGGCUGUCGGUAAAUUUGAUUGGCAGCUUAAUACGAACCUUGCUUUUGGCUCCCCUCGUUGUCGGGUAAUGUCAACCAGACUGCUAUACAUAAAGAAAAGUGGUCCCUGCUUCUCUUCUUGUGUAUUCUAUGAACACUAGCGUGCUCAGCAAGGAAAGAGACUCCGACACAGGAAGCUGUAUAGAAGCAGAUUAGAUAGUUUAAUUUAGAAAUAGGAAGUUGUUAGCAUGUUCUAAAUGAGGGGUGCCCAAAAGGUAUAUGCACAGAUUUUGUAGAACUACAACUCCCAUGAUGCUUUGCAUACCUCCAGACUGACAAAGCAUGAUGGAAACUGUAGUUUUAAAACAUCUGGUGGUCAAACUUUCAGGUACCCAUGUUCUAAAUUGUGAUAUAAAAUAUAGUUUCGUUCAUGUGUUUUUAAAUUGCAGUUAUGGUGUUAAAUAUUGAGGCCUGUGCCGUGAAACGGUCAGGAUAACUGCUCCAAAGUUAUUUGAACGUUUGACAAUUACAUAAACUAAUAGAAUUUUAAUACUUGUAUGAUUCGGUCAACUCAUGGCAUUUACUAUUUUAAAGGGAGACUCCAUUGAAUGUAACCAUUAGAGCUUAUUGUAGUGCUAGGAUGGUGUCCUUGAAAAUUUAAAAGAAACACUAUAGUUUUAGGAAUUCUAGUGGCAGUCCUUAACCCUGCAAUGUAAACAUUAACGUUUUGCUAAAACUGCAAUGCAGGGUUAAGAGAACAGGGACAGUACACCCAGAUUACAUCAAUGAGAUAAAGUGGUCUGGGUACCUAAUAGUGUCCCUUUAAAUCUUCUCCCUUCCCUCCCCUGUUCAUUGCACAGCCCGCUGGGCCUGUCUUCAAGCUGAGCUUUGUGAAUGCUCUUACAGGACAGUCCUAUAAUUGAAUUAGACUGACUAGAACAGUGUGCAUACAUACUGCUAAAUACUGUAAAAUGCAAUCAAUAUUUUCUCCAAAUGACACAUUUGAGAAGGGGAGCAGAGCCUGUUGAUGAAAGAUGAAAAUGAGAUGGGACCACUGUCAUCAGAUUUUCACCUCGUUGUUUUUUUUUUUUGUUUGUUUUUUAAUGUAACUUUUUGAAAACUUCAUUUUCUGGAUGAACAGCCAUAUCGUGUGAAACUCUAUUAUUACCUGACUAUGCUAUUCAACCUAGCUCACCAGUUUUACGCAAGUUUCAGCAGUUGGUUCGAUAACGUCAAGUCUGACCAACAGGGCUGUUCAGCCAUGUGAUAUUUUGUCCUUUUUUUAAAGGUAUGUUUUGACAGACUGCAUGCUAGCACCAUAACCAUAAGUUGUGUUCGGAGUGUAAAAUAGUUUUUUUGCUUUUCAUAGCCUAAAUUAAAGUUUAAUGCCACAAUUAGGUAUGUUAACCCUGCUAUGUAAAAUAUCUACCUUAAAAUAAUCUAGUAUUGAACACUCGAACGUUGACUGUGAUUUAUCCAAUUUAUUGCAGAUGGCGCCCAAACAGACUUUCAUUGCGGUGAUUGUUAUUUCUUCAUUUUUGUGUGUCCGCUCUCAGCAAGGUAAAUUAUUUGUGUGCAUGCUUUGUUUUUUGUAAUGGUUUUUUCCCCCCCUGAUUUAAAAAAAUAAAUAAAUAAAAAUACAUUGACAUUGACAGCCGCUAGAGGCGCUUGCGUGAUUCUCACUGUGAUUUUCACAGUGAGAGCACGCCAGCGUCCAUAGGAAAGCAUUGGUAAUGCUUUCCUAUGCGACCUGCUGAAUGCGCGCAGCCAGCCGACGGGGCGGAUCGGAGGAGAGCGCUGGAAAAAGGUACGUUUUUACCCCUUUCACCCUUCCAGAGCCUGGCACGGCACUAUAGUGGUCCUUUAAAGUCUCAGACCACUUGCUACUUCUGAAUGAAUACUGAAGCACCAUUGGGCAAUAUCAGAAGUUAAUGUAUUUAAAUAGACAAUAUGACCUUUCAGGAUUAUGGUUGACCAAAGCCUAACUCUCGAGGUUACUUGACUGGGAAAACUAGCUACGGGUACUCUGUUGGGGAACUUAAACUAAGUGACUAUUUAAGACCUUGGGCUUUAAACUAUCAUUUAGGGAUGCACACACACCCUUCUAUCUACUGCUUCUACAGUUAAAGAUUUGAGGUCCCUUUAUAUACUAUCUUGUGACAAAUUCUGUAAGAUUCAACUAAACAGUGUUUUUCCUUACUUUAAAAUGUCUUCUGGACACAAAGUGCUGCUACAUAUCUGUGCUGAAAGCAAAAUGUCUGUUCUUUAAUCCAGGUGGGACUGAAUGUUUAAAAGCCAAUGUAAAGUCCUGUGGAGAAUGUAUACAGGUGGGGCCAAAUUGUGGGUGGUGCACACAAGUGGUAAGUAUGAAUUCCAGUUUUUUUAUUUAAGCAGAAGUUUGUUUUUGUUUUGUGUUUGUUCUCCAAGUGUGACUCAUGGCAGUGAGUCUUAAUAUUUAAAUGUGUGUACUUGCUCUUGGAGAAAUUUAAAGGAUUGCUCUUUGGUUUGUAUUUUAUGUUUUUAAUUAUAUUCUGAAUGCCCAUUUAACAGUUCUUUGGAAAUCUGUUGGUUUUCAUUAAAGGGACACUCCGGGCACCCAGACCACUUCUGCCCAUUGGAGUGGUCUGGGUACUAACUUCCACAACCCUUAACCCUGCAAGUGUAACUAUUGCAGUUUUUAUAAACUGCAUUGAUUAUUUUGCAGGGUCAAGUCCUCCUCUAGUGGCUGUCUAUCAGACAGCCACUAGAGGGACUUCCAUGGUCUUAGAACACGAAAAGUGUUUUAAACGACGCUCGGCGUCCUCACGCUAUGCCUAUGGACCUCCAGCGUCGCCGGAAUCCCCAUAGGAAAGCAUUGAAUAUUGAAUGAUACAGAUGUUUUCCUGGCACUGGAGAGUCCCUUUUAAUGUUUAUGUAACCCAUUAUACAGCGCUACAGAAUUUGUUGGCGCUAUAUAAAUAAUAAAAUGUAAUGUUGGUGGUUUGUGCAAAAUGUAUGUUAAACCCUUAUUUAAAAGGAAUGUAUAUUUAUUAAAGUACCUAUUUCUUUUUAGUGCAAAAAAAUAUACAUUAGCCAGUUUUAAAACUGAUUUUCCUACUGCUAACAUUUGCUCUAUAAUUUUCAGUAGCAGAAUCCUGGAAGAUGUUCUCAUAUCAAGACUCUCUCUGUAUGUGGGGUCUGCUCCUAUCCCUUCUGUUUAGUUUGUGGUUUAACACCAUGAGCAUAUUCACCUAUCACAUAAGGUGAUUAAAGCUGCUGUGUAUUUCAUACCUUAGUUGCUAUCUGUUAGCUGAUUGUUGCAGUAUGAUUUGUGUAGAGUAUGUAUGUGGUCUGCUUCAUCUACAUGACCAGUUUGGACCCACUCUAUAUAGGGGACUCUGAACAGAUCUUUGUGCCUCACUGACCGCUCUGGUGGGCAGUUUUUUUUUAAGACUUAAAGGUGAGAGUCUAUAGCCUUUCUGUUUUAUUUUCCAAACUGUUGGAGAGCAGUUGAAAAUAGCUGCAAAAACGUGUUUUCCCAGAGACCCACCCCUCCUUUAGCAAACUUGAUAAUGGGAAAUUUGCACUUUCACAUUACACUGAUCACCACAAUAUUAAAACCACCUGCCUAAUAUUGCGUAGGUAGAAAGCAUUUGUUUAAUAUUGGUCUUUUGAGAAGCAGAUUAUUAUACCAAGGUAGUUGAUGAUAACACUUUGCUUUGAAUGUAGGACUUUUUGCAAGAAGGUGAGCCAACUUCAGCACGUUGUGAUGACCUGGCUGCUCUGAAAGUAAAAGGUUGUCCUGUAGACCAGAUUCAGAAUCCCAGAGGUAGUAAUCGCAAACUCAAAGAUAGUCCAAUAACAAAUAAGGUCAAAGGAGCCAAAUUGGACCCAGUUAACAUCACUCAGAUACGCCCUCAACAAUUGGAAUUUAAUCUAAGAUCUGGUAAGCAAAUUUCUAAAGAACACAAUUUUGUUGGCCAAAAUGAACACCUUUAACAGAACUAAUCUGGACUUUUGUAUCAUCCUUAGGAGAACCACAGACUUUUACUCUGACUUUCAGAAGAGCAGAAGAUUAUCCGAUUGAUCUAUACUACCUUAUGGACCUCUCUUAUUCUAUGAAAGAUGAUUUGGAGAAUGUGAAGAACCUUGGAACUGCUCUCAUGUCUCGUAUGAAGGAAGUCACUUCUGAUUUUAGGAUAGGUAAGAUCUGAUUAUUUUUAUAUUUUAGUAUUAUUGCACAUUGAGCAUGGUUUUGCAGGCGAAUAAGUUUCAUUUUCUAGUUGCUCGCCACAGGAUUAAAAUUAGACUGUUAUAUAAGAAUAUGUGUACUGCUGAUGCAAGAAAGUAAUUCAGUAUUUUUGCUUUAGGUUUUGGAUCGUUUGUGGAAAAGACAGUUAUGCCUUACAUCAGCACUACGCCUGCUAAGCUCAUCAACCCUUGUACUAGUGAUCAAAAUUGCACCAGUCCUUUUAGCUAUAAAAAUGUGCUGAACCUUACAGAUAAUGGAUCUUUGUUUAAUACGCUUGUCGGCAAACAGCACAUCUCUGGAAACUUGGAUUCUCCUGAAGGUGGAUUUGAUGCAAUAAUGCAAGUAGCAGUCUGUGGGGUAAGUGGUUCUCCCUAACUGUUCAAAAUACUAUUGAUAAGCGGUCAGUGAUUAACAAACGCACAUCAGUGGCAUCUUUGUUAAAACCUGUUUAUGUAAUUGUGCUUAGCCGAAAACCAGUUGCUAUGAUGGCAAAGUUAUUCUAAUAGAAAGAUAGACCCUAACUGAAUUAUGGAUGGUUUCAUUUGUAGACGUGUGUGUGUGUGUGUGUGUGAGAUAUUUUCCUGUGAGAGGAGUCUGCCUUUAUAAACCAAGAAUAAUUGAUCAUGAAGUGGAAGUUUAGACUCGCUGGUCUCUGGUUAAAGUUGAUCCAAAAUAAACAAAAAAUAGUAAAAAAACAUGAGAAAAGGAGUAAAAAAUUAUUACAUUAUCGGUCUGACAUUAUGUGCAGGUUCCCAUAAUAUGACGCUUGAAACUCAGAUUUUCGCAAGAUGUUGGUAACGAGAUACAUAGGUUUCUGACUGAUUGUGGAUUGCAGUCUCAUUCUAACUAGAAACCUAAAACAAAAGCUAAAGAAAACAGGGAGCAUCCCUCUCUGCCAGCAAGUUCAGUUAAGAACUUUUUAGUAAAUCUGGUGGACCAGGACUUUCAUCUUGCAAAAGGAUUCUCCAGCAUACAAUCGUGCUGUUCAAAUCAGUGUUUGGAGAAGCAUAGGCCCUGCUCAUCGAAUUGAAAACCAUCAAAAUUCUAAUUUUGUAUGUUUGAAUGUGUAAUGUAUUUUGUCAUUGAUAUCUCUUGAUGCAUUUUAAGACACUGUGUGUAUAACUUUUGCAUUUAUAGCCAACCAUUUUCUCUUUCGUUUUAGGAACAAAUCGGCUGGAGGAAUGUCACACGUCUCCUGGUCUUUUCGACUGAUGCUGGUUUCCACUUUGCUGGUGAUGGUAAAUUGGGUGGAAUAGUCCUGCCGAAUGAUGGAAAAUGCCACAUGCACGAUAAUAUGUACACCAUGAGCCACUAUUAUGUAAGUGGAGUAGAGAACACCCAAACCUAGCAACUGUGGUACAUCACUUUCAGGCCCCAAUUAAAUGGCCGUAGAUGGGACACUAGUCUCCAAAACAAUUUUAGCUUAAUGAAGCAGCUUUUGUGUAUAGAUAAUUCCUCUUUUACUCUCACUGAUCUAUUCUGCCAUUUAGGAGUUGGAUCACUUUUCUUUAUACAGCCCUAGUCCAUGUGACUUAUACAGCCUUCCUAAACACUUCCUGUAAAGAGUCAUCUAAUGUUUACACUUCCUUUAUUGCAGAUUAUGUUUUAAGAAUUUAUCACCGGCUCUGUUAAUAGCUUGCUAUACCCUGGGUGACUCCUGUAUGUAAUUAAAGUUUCAUUUACAGAGCAGUGUAAAAGUUGUUUUAUAGUGAAAAUUAAACCAUUGUUUUCAUGCAGCCUUUGUCGGUCACAGCCAGGAGAGAUGUGGUUAAGGCUGUAUAAACAGAAGCAAAAGUGAUUUAACUCCUAAAUUGCAGAGAAUAGAGAGAAUAGAGCAGUGAGUCUGCAGGGGCAUGCUCUAUACACCAAAACUGCUCCAUUACGCUAUAGUUAUUUUUGUAACUAUAAUGUUCCUUUAACUAUUUUCUUUUAAAUAUUAUUGAUCAUGCAGGAGGGAGCCUGUUUUCAUUGCACUCUAAAAUCAUUGGAAACAAGAUGACACAUACUCUUGAUGUUUUGCCAAUCUGGUGUCAUUGCUUUGCAAGGGGUGCUGACAUGGCUUCUCCAUAAAGAUUAUAUAGAAGCAAUACUUGGAAUAUAAUACCCAUACCCUAUUUUUAGCAGUCUGUGUUUUGAUUUCAGUGGAUGUGCAGCCUGUGGAAUAUGAAUGCCAUUCAAAUAUUUUUUCUUGUUUAAUUGUAAAUACCACCAUCUAGUUUGUGCAUCUACUUCCCUUCCUCUUUCUAGUUCUGGAGAGAGCCUGACAUGUCAGUGACUUGGAAGAUGACUCCACAGCGCUCUUAUUCACAAAACUCUGAACCGGUCUGUGAAUAUGCAUCACUUAAAACUUCAAUGCCUAUGCUACUAUCCAGGUCUCAGAUUACUUGCCACCACAAGCCUGGAAACUCUUAUACUAAAAGUUCUAAGUUUUCACUUGCAAAAGGCUAGUGGCAAGUGGACGUUUAGAGGUCUGUUACAUGGCUGCUGUCAACUUAUUCAGCAGAAUAAUUCAGAAUAUGUUAAGAGAUGAACUGUGGCUAGGACUAACUAUGCCCUCAAAUUCUGAUAGGAAAGAGGUCACAGUAUGGGAAAAGGGCAUGAAUAAGUGGAGCCUUUUUCCUUGGUUCCAGAUGGUCUGCAUGUUGCAAACACAUGCAAGUGCUGCAGUUUAAAAAAACAAAAAAAAACUAAAUAAAGUUGAGGGGUUUUUGAUUCAAUAUCAGUGUGUUUAUAGUUUCAUUUGUCAACAAAGUUUUUGUAUUUUUCUCCUCAGGACUAUCCCUCCAUUGCUCACCUGGUACAAAAACUCAGUGAAAACAACAUACAAACAAUAUUUGCUGUUACUGAAGAAUUUCAACCAGUUUACAAGGUAGUUUCAAUACUACAAAAGAAUUUCUGUAGCUGAUCUUCUGAGCUAUUUAUUAAUCAACACGGUAUCUGAGCUUUCAAAUGCUCUCUGAAGUAGGGGGAACUUGUCACUCCAAAUGCUUUUGGUACCUUUUGUGUAUAGAUUAAUGUUGACUUCUUUGAGAUACUGUUCUUUUCUAAUCACAUUAGCUGCUGGCUUUGGUAAUGAGACGCAUUGUUUCAAUGUGAAAAGUAUCCGGUUACUGAGGCUUUCAAUUCUUUUCCAGUGUCUUCAAUCUUUGUUUCCUGUUUUGUCAAAAAUAGAUUAGGCUAAUUCUUGUUUAGGCUUUUUUUUUUUUAACUGAUGUACUUAAUAUAGCAGGGGUGUUAAUGUUGUUGUUAAUGUUGUUUGUGGGUUAAUUUAAAAUUUUUUUUUUUUUUAUGGUGUCUAAUUUUUGCAGGAACUAAAAAAUCUGAUCCCCAAAUCAGCUGUAGGAACAUUGUCUGCAAACUCCAGCAACGUUAUCCAGCUGAUUAUUGACUCCUAUAAUGUAAGUGUGCAAAUUUAACAGUGUGUGGUGGGGGGUUUUUUUGUCUGUUUUUUUUGUGAAAGGAGCAAUGCUUAUAGCCCUACAGCAGUCAAAUUACCUUAUAUUAAUAUUUUAAAUGUCUCCUUUGGAUUUAAAAAAAAAAAAAAAAAAAAUUCCUGACCAUGCUAAAGUUCAAAGUUUCUCUAUCAAGUCUGUUUGAUUAAUACUAUGUUUUUUCUUCAGUCUCUUUCUUCAGAACUCAUUUUAGAAAACAGCAAGUUGCCUGAAGGUGUCACAAUUAGCUAUAAAUCAUUCUGCAAGAAUGGUGUUAAAGGGACAGGGGAGAAUGGAAGAAAAUGUUCUAACAUCUCCAUUGGAGAUCAGGUGAGUCAUGCCUAUCCAUGUGUCUUACUACAUUUAGUAUGUUAUCCUUCUGGCACCUCUAUGCCUGAUAGACUUGAUUUCUCUGUGCUGGAAGUUGGGGUUAUUUGGGUUUGCAUAAGGCAUUUCUUUACUGGUAUUAUAGAAUAGAUUCUUGUUUUUCUACGGUCUGCUGCCAUCUAAAGAUGUAUUUUCUUUAUUUUUUUUAUUUUUGUUUUGUAGUGAACAAAUUUUAAAUCUAACUAAAUUCAGAAGUCUGAUAGAUAUUAUUACCAGAACUUUCCCUUAUUGGCGAGAAACAGUACAACACAACUAAUUGGCUUCAAUUUGGGUUUUGCAAAAAUCUUGGGUGACUUUUGCAAUUGUUUUACAACAAUUUAAACUUUUAAUCCGAGGAAGCAUUUGAAUGUUUUUUUCAUGUUCAUGUGUAUUCUUGAAAUAUGCUGUUUGUCUCUUCUAAUAUUGAAAAUGAUCAUCCUACUUUAAGGCUUUGUAAUGUUUAGAGUCUUGCAACAAUUCCUUAAAGGGAAAUGAUAAAGACAGAUACAGUGGCAGUGGUUCCAGCAGUUUGUAUUAACCAGAUUGCUUUACAUCACAGUUUGGCAAGUGAAAUAACUCUUCAUGCUCUCUAGCACUGUUUAGAGCAUUCACAUCCAUGCUUGUUAAAAGAAAUGUGAAGGCACCUCCUCAGAAGGAAAACAAUGAUUUUAUGAAUGCUUUGUUUCAGGUGGAAUUUGAGAUAAGUGUGACUGCACACAAGUGUCCUAAAAAAGGGCAGAGUGAAUCCAUUAAAAUCAAACCCCUUGGAUUUACUGAAGAGGUUGAGGUUAUUCUACAUUUUAUCUGUGAAUGUGAUUGCCAGAAAGAUGGAACUCCACACAGCCCACAAUGUAAUAAUGGAAAUGGCACCUUUGAAUGUGGAGCCUGCAGGUAUUUAUGUGGCUCAUUUUUUAUUUUUUCGCACUUCAUGAGUAAUAUAGGUGAGCUUAAGCAGUAUUUGUUUAUUUUAAUAGUGUUUUACUUCGCCUCUAUUUUGGGCUAUCUCUUCAGGCAUCUCCAAGAGAUAUAGCCAUAAUAGAGGAAACCUUUCUGUGAGCAUAUCUGGCAAGUCUCUUAAGGGCUGUCAGUAACAAGAGUUCGGGAAAAAACUCCUGCCCAAAAGGUGUAAAGGGCUUUAUUAUUGAGGUAAAAUAGGCGUCACUCUAAAUACAGCUUGCAAAGUAGACUUGCAAGUAAGAUGCAUGCUGUUCUUUACCAAGCUCCUUUCUUGUCAAUUAAAUGCGACACUAUUUGAAUAAAUGUUGUAAACUGCUAAAUGAAACGUUUCUAUUUCUUCAUGAACAAGUGCACGCUCUUCCCACCAAUGAGCCUGUCACUGGGUGGCCAGUUCCUCCUGUCAGCAAGCAUCUAUCAAACUAAAAUGGGGCAGAAAGAUUACUCCAAGCAUCAUAUCAACUACUGCUUGCUCACUGGAUUACACUGUAGAUGCAAAUGUUAGGAGGACAAAAUCUCAACCUGUAUAUUAUGUCUUGCUAAUAUGAUGAUGGAAAAUGUUAGUGAGCAGUAGUGCAUUAUGUAAGGUCUGCGAAUCGAGUGUACUAAAUUGGAAAUGUAAUAAAAGCCAAAGCAAGCUGAUGCAUCUGUUAUCCUGACCAUGCAUCUAUAGUGUAUCGCUGUUGGUACAAUGAGGCCCUUCAUUUUAUAUUAAACUAGUUCAGAGGUCUAGUUAGAAUACUCUGGAUUUUCUAUGAAUGAGUCACCGAAAUAUUGCUUCCACCUUUGUAUUUGAGACCGACUCCCCUCCACCUUCAGUUCCAAUUGUAAUAUUGGUAGAUGGACCAUUUACACCAAACAUUUGUAAGGAACCUGUAUUGUUAUGGUGCUUGGGGUGUCCCUUUUAUUGUAGCUUAAAUAAAUGUCUUUAGAAACCUUUACUCAACUCCUACAGACACCACUUUGUUUUUGUUUUCCUAUUAUUGCUGUAUAGAUGCAAUGAUGGUCGUAUUGGAAAGGAGUGCGAGUGCAGCACAGAGGAAGUGAACAGUGAAGAUAUGGAUGCUUACUGCAGGAAAGAUAAUGGCUCUGAAAUCUGCAGCAACAACGGGGACUGUGUCUGUGGCCAAUGUGUGUGCAAAAAGAGAGACAAUCCUAAUGAAAUCUAUUCUGGAAAACAUUGCGAAUGUGACAACUUUAACUGUGAUCGAUCCAACGGGCAGAUAUGUGGUGGUAAGUGCUUUGUUAAAUGGGGGGAGGGGGUGGGGCUUGUAAAAUGAUACCUCAGAGCAAUGAUUUACUUUAAAGUAAGGAAUCAGCUGCCUCACCUACCUGCUAGCCAGGUAAGGUCAUGAUUGUGAAAGCUGGACACUCUGGUAAGGUACCAUCCCUCUGUAAUACAUUUUUGAGGAGGUUGGCAUUGGUAAGUAGAUAGUAUAAUUUAAGUCUCAGGAGCUGUAUUGCAAUGCAUCCAUCCAUAGAAACAUAGAAUGUGACGGCAGAUAAGAACCAUUCGGCCCAUCUAGUCUGCCCAAUUUUCUAAAUACUUCCAUUAGUCCCUAGCCUUAUCUUAUAGUUAGGAUAGCCUUAUGCCUAUCCCAUGCAUGCUUAAACUGCUUUACUGUGUUAACCUCUACCACUUCAGCUGGAAGGCUAUUCCAUGCAUCCACUACCCUCUCAGUAAAGUAAUACUUCCUGAUAUUAUUUUUAAACCUUUGUCCCUCUAAUUUAAGACUAUGUCCUCUUGUUGUGGUAGUUUUUCUUCUUUUAAAUAUAGUCUCCUCCUUUACUGUGUUGAUUCCCUUUAUAUAUUUAAAUGUUUCUAUCAUAUCCCCCCUGUCUCGUCUUUCCUCCAAGCUAUACAUGUUAAGAUCCUUUAACCUUUCCUGGUAAGUUUUAUCCCGCAAUCCAUGAACCAGUUUAGUAGCCCUUCUCUGAACCCUCUCUAAGGUAUCAAUAUCCUACUGAAGAUACGGUCUCCAGUACUGUGUACAAUACUCCAAGUGAGGUCUCACCAGUGUUCUGUAUAAUGGCAGAAGUAUGAACAAUACAAGAAAGUCUGGGAGCCCUGGUUGACAUUCCUCAAACAAAUAUAAUUCCAUACUCCAAUCCAGGUGUGCUGGGCGCCUGGGGAAAAUCUCCAACACUUCAUUGUACAAACAUUAUGGUUUUAUGUAUUUAAACAGGUAGCUUAAUGCCAUAGUGUCCAACAACAAAGGUUUAUUUUAUAUAUAUAUAUAUAUAUAUAUAUAUAUAUAUAUAUAUAUAUAUAUAUAUAUAUAUAUAUAUAUAUAUAUAUAUAUAUAUAUAUAUAUAUAUAUAUAUAUAUAUAAAAUCUUGGCCAAGUAUCAGAGAAUCUGCACCCCCACAAAGGAACGGUUAGCCAUUCGCUUCAGGAACACUCUGACACACGUACACAGGCGUCACCUAAAGUAUAGGUUAAACACGCUAGAUUGGGGGUUCAAGAGAUGGAGGUUUUGACCCUUAUAAUGGCUUAUCUUGCGUCUCUCAAUUGCAAAUGUACGGAUCUCAAGAUUCUCUUGUUAAUCCAUGUUACUAUUGUUAAAAUGUUAUGCCCUUGGAUGCAAUAUGCAUAUCUUUGACACAUCCUACUUAUAUGCAAUUGUAACAAACUUAGACUCUGCAAAAAUUUAUCUUAAUUUCAUAUCUAUCACUUGUUUAAUAUUUGUUUUGUUUUUUUAAGUUAAUUUUAAAAAAAGUGGGGUUUAAAGAACACCCUGAGCAGAAUAGGAUAGAAUUCAAGUGGUCAGACGUUUUUGUAUAGCCUGUUGUUUAGACUGUAUCUAAUGUGCCAAGUAUUGUGCAAAGUCCUGCUAUAGCCUAAUCUUACUUAAACUAACACUAAAAAUAUGCAAGAACUAAUAUAUACCUCACUGUACUUAAUGUUUGAAAAAAGCAUGAGGAUUGCCUUUGGGGUACCGCAUGCACGUUCUGUUACGUUUCUAUGCACUACAAAAAUAAAGAAUUUAAAAAAAAAAAAAAAAACACCCUGAAUAGGUGUAAAUUGAGAGAGGGUAUGACAGAUGGUAAUGUAACUCCAUAUAAGGCUUAUUUAAAAAAAUAAAAAUGCUUAUUAGAACAAGUCCUCUUAUACAAUGUGCUUUGUAUAAAUCUUGCUUUCCUUGAGAGUUUUUUUUUGUUUUGUUUUUUUGGUCGUUUAAAGUACAUUUAAUGCAGAUAAACAUUAUUUCUUGCAGGAAAUGGUGUUUGCAAGUGUAGAGUAUGUGAUUGUUUCGCAAACUUUUCUGGAAAUGCGUGUGAUUGUUCUGAAGACAUUAGACCUUGUAUAGCAACAAAUGGACAAGUUUGUAAUGGCCGAGGUAUCUGCGAUUGUGGGAGGUGCAAAUGUACAGACCCCAAAUUUCAGGGAGCUACCUGUGAAAUGUGCCAGACGUGUGUUGGUGUUUGCGCUGAACACAAGUAAGUAAUUUAUUACUAAAAUAUUAAAGCAUACUUAACACUUGUGCUAGUAGGGACAUUACCCUAUAGCUUAGAUGUCCUCUACAAAAUCUUUUUAAAUGUUAUCAUGCUUUUGACGUGGGAGCUUUUGAAUUGGGUUGUAUUGUCAUUUGUGUGUGUGUGCGCGCGCGCACACACAAAAUGAAAGGAAGUGACCAAUAAAUGUUGACAGGAUAAAACAUUUACUUAUUGUGUCUAACUGCACGUAUUUGUCGUGAAGAAAUUACAUUUUCAUUCCGUAUAAAGCAUUUGUAUUGACAAUUUAAGGGGAAAAAACUGUUUACAAUCGUGUUUUGUAUGUUGCAAAGUUUAACGCUAAUUUGUCUAACAGGGACUGCGUCCAGUGUAGAGCAUUUCAGAAAGGAGAGAAGCAAGCAGUUUGCCAGGAGCAGUGUAUGACAUUUAAUAUCACAAAGGUUGACACACGUGAUCUAUUGCCUCAACCAGGCCAGGCAGAGGCACUCACUCACUGCAAAGAAAAGGAUGUUGAAGACUGCUGGAUUUACUACACCUACUCUGUGAAUUCCAAUUCGGAAAUCCAUGUACACGUUGUGAAGGACCCAGGUAAAAUCAGCACAAUUUAGAGAUACACAUAAGUUAAUGUGUGCACUCAGUGAUGUUGAAGUGGGAAUGUUCAAUAAGUCUUCAGUAGGAGGACAUGGCCUACUUAAAAGGUCAUUAUGCACCCUAACAACUACAGCUAACUGUAGUGGUUAUGGUGCCAGUAUGCUCUUACCGCUGUUCCCUAGUUCUGUGUCAAACCAUUUUCAAAUGGCAUCUCACACAGAACAGCUCUUGAUGUUGGCAAAUUAGGUGCGUUUUUUUGGAGGUUAGGGAUAAAUGUAUAUCAACCAACCGUUUGUGCUACUCAUUGUCAUGACUUGGAAAGGAUUUCACAGAAAGGAGGUUGCACUCAGUUACGCAUCUUUCAUAGCCCUUUGUGAAAACUCCUUUAUCAAGCCUGGUGUGGUAAAGGCUAUUUUAUAAGCCCUACCAUUGCUGCUUUUUUUAUUUUUUAUUUUUUUUUUAUUAUUAUUAUAAUUAUAAUGAAAAAAGCAAGAGAGAACUCAUCCUUACUUUUAGUAUAUGGUGGGUUACUUCAACCAUAUAAAUGCACUUUGGGUCAGACAGUGUUUGAAACCAGACAGUGUCUAUGGUCUUACCUGCUUCUAUGCAGUGAAGACCAUACAGACUGUUGAUAUUGAGACACUGUCUCACCCAAGGUGCAUUUAUAUGAUUGAAGGAACUAAUCAUGGACUAAAAGUAGGGAUGAGUUUUAGUUUUUAGACUGUAUGCUUAGUCACCUGCCAACAUUUGCAAAAUGUCUGAUGUUUGAGCCCUCAUUUAGCAUAUCAGAGCAAUGUGCUGGUGAAGGAGCUUCUCACAGGACUUAGGAUCUGGAACACAACUAGUUUCCAGUGUGCGUUAAGGGGAAAACCUGAUUGAACAUCAUCUUCUUGCUCCCUGUCUACGUAAUGUGCUCAGAUAUUUCGUGUAGGGUCCUGUCAGAAACUCCCUCCCUCUCAGGACAUUACUCAGCCAUUCCACAUUAGGGGUGUGGCUUGCGUCUGAAAAUAUAGCUCUACAUGUCUGUGCGUCGGGGGGGGGCUAGGCAUCAGCAAAACUCUUGUGAGAUAACCAACUAGUCCGUUUCAGGCACCUGGCCUUAUAGUGGUUGGUUGGUUGUUUUUGUUUUUUUUUUUGUUUCACCACUUGCAUGAAGAGUGCACAUUAGAUCCACUCAUUUAAAAACAAAAACUUGCCCUGUAACUCCAUAUAUACAUUGUAUAUUACAAUGUUACAAUUUAAAAAGCUUCUUAUGCAUUGUAUUCGGUGAUUUCUACAGCAACUUCAAGAAAGAGAAAAAACACUCAGAUGCUCUAAACACGCACAUCAUGGUAAAUAGUUGUGUAAUGUUUCGCGUGUCUUUGUUUUAUCCUGCAGAGUGUCCUAGUGGCCCCGAUAUAAUUCCCAUUGUUGCUGGAGUGGUGGCUGGGAUUGUUCUGAUUGGGUUAGCAUUGCUGCUGAUCUGGAAGCUUCUCAUGAUCAUCCAUGAUAGAAGAGAGUUUGCCAAGUUUGAGAAAGAAAAAAUGAAUGCCAAAUGGGAUACAGUAAGUACUUCAGAAUAACUUUGUUAGACCAUAGAAACUAUACAUUAGUCAGAAAACUGACCGUUGCCUAUUUUCACAAAAUGUAAAUUACAUUUGACCUGUUCAGUGUUAAAACUUGCUCUGUGACCCAUAAUUAAAUUUUAAUAAAACAUUAAACUUUUCACAUUGAUAAAGGGAAUGUUACCUGAAAUGUUUGUGUUUAGCAUGUCCUUUCUAAAAACUACAGCACUGAGGUGCAUCUAAAUAACUGUUUGCGCUAGUUCUGUUCUUUAAUUUUGGAUUUGCACUUAUGCCACUACUGGAGCCAUAGUGGACUAUGAACUAGCUGCACAGAAGUUAAUCUAGUGAUUAUUCUAAAGUAUUUUAUGGUUCCUAUCUUUUUAUGCUGCAGCAUCUUUUUCAUCAAUUUUCUGUUUGUGUUUAUUCAAAAAUCGUGAUUAGACUCUUCCUAGUAUAAGAUGUAUCCAUUGCACUGGGAAAGCUAUGCUGCGAUAAACUUUAUUUUAUUGAGCAAGUAAAAGGACCUGCUCUUAAAGUCUUUUCAGUAUGUUGUUGGGUGAAUUUAUGAAGAUAAUUAGUGACACUUUUAUGUAUUAGUCCUGCUUUGGGGGACUUGUGUAAACAGGGUUUCCAAACUCAGACUUCCUGUUUGACUAAGGCACCCAUUGUUGGAUAGUGGUAGGCCUGUCUAAGAGGAACAAAGUGCAGACACGUCUAUACAGUUUGCUUGCCGAAUAGUCCUUGAAAUAGUAAAGAAUGUUUCAAACUAUCCACAUUCAGAUCUCUAACUUCAUAUAGAUAUUAGAUUUAUUACUUAAAUACGGUCCUUAAGCCUACUUCAUUACACUUUCUCCAUCCGUAUAUCUGCGUAUAACUGCAUGUCAAAAAUGGGGAGUUCACAUUUUCUUAUGUGGAUUCGUUUCUCCAGCAAGAGAAUCCAAUUUACAAGAGUCCUAUAAAUAAUUUCAAGAAUCCAAACUAUGGACGUAAAGCAGCUCUCUAAGCCUCCUCUGGUUGUAUCUUUUCCUUUUUCUGUUUCUUCUUAUGCAUGUUCCUUUUACACACUUUACUAUUAACACUGUGUGCCUGCAACGACUUCUGGAAAUACUCUCCACUGCUUUGCUUUUUAGUUAACAAUAUUUGUUACAAAGUGUCCAUUUUAGUGCCUUGACAAAUAGUUUAAAGGGAACUCCAAGCACCAUAUGAAUCUAUUCCCAAAAUAUUGGGGUUUUUUUUGUAGAUGGAGCUCGCAGCAUCCUUAUAGUCACGCACAUCGAAGGAGGAAGCUAUGCUUUAAUUUGCUCAUACUCUAGAGCGUUUUGUUUCAUAGCUUUUAUUACUUUAAUUCUAUUUAAAAGGCUAUUUUUCAGCAGCAACUAGCUCCAUUAGCAAAAAAUCAAUAAGCAAGAUAUUUAGCAAUCCAGUAUUACUAGCUUUCUUGGUAAUCCAGGUAGUGAGGGCCCAGCUACAUGGCCCCAUAGCUUCCUGCUGUGCUCCGCUCAGUGGCAUCAAAUGAGAACAGGGACGUGACUGUUCUUGUCUGAGAAACCUUGAAGUCCUGUAUAGCUUAUGCCAAGAUAUGCAUACCAUAUCCAUGCAUUGGUUAUCUGUAGCACUGCAGAGGCCACAGAUGUACACAUUAAUUUACUGGCAGUGAAUGAAUGUAAUUGCCAGACAUGCACUUCCCUAUUAAAUGUAAAAGUGGCUUUUUUUUAUUUAAAUAAAAAAAAGUAAUCAAGCAAUACUGAGAUUCUGCCUGUAAGUAGUACUCUUCCUCUCCUUUCUUUCACCCUCCCCCCCCCCACCCCCUUCAUCUUUCUUCUUUUGUUACUUCUUGUAUCCACUCACCUGGUCUCAGUGAAGGCUUUUAUCAUUGGUGACUAACACAUAAACUGCCCCAUUUAGAGUAAAUUGUCAUCCGAAAAUAAUAAACUUCAUGUAGAUUUUUAAACUGUAAAGAUAAAACGUUGACCUGUUUGACUAGCCUAAUGUUUAUACAGAAUUACUUUCAAAAGUGAUGGUGUGUUAAGUUUGCAUGACACGCACGCAUUAAAUGGGGAAAAGGUUACAUGCUCACAACUUGCAUUUUAGUAAAGAUGCAAGUUUCUAAAGCAUAAAAAAAUAAUAAUAUUCUAGUGUUUGUUGGUAUCUGAACGAUAACCCCAGUGUUUCCUUUCUGGUAACACAAAGCACAUUCAUUCAUGGAUGAGGAUCUUGUUGCGAAUAGCUUCUUAAACUCAGAAUCUAACUGGAUGAAUUGCAAUGUAUUAGCCCCUUGUGCUGUGAUUUACAGGGAAAAGAUAUUAACUAUAUUACAAAACGUGUGCCGUGUGCAUUCUGUUCUAGCGUUUUUGAAUGCAUUAAGCUCCGAUUUUGCCCUGCCACCCCGUUAUAACCACCUCCUGCUACCACUUGAAGGUAUAUGCAGUGUAUUUUAGCAGUAAUAGUUUGAUUUCCCAUGCAUGUGCAUAGACACCAAAAAGAGGUUUUGUUUGCAUUUUCUCAAUGCUUAUUCUUGAUUGUAUUUUUCUUCCAGGGAGAAAAUCCUAUUUACAAGAGUGCCGUGACAACAGUUGUGAAUCCAAAAUAUGAGGGAAAAUGAACUUUUUUUUUUUUUUUUUUUUUUGUAAAUUUAAUUUCACAACACUGUAUGCAAAGUGAUUGAUUUUUUUUUUUUUUUUUUUUAACUUAUUUUAUUUUGUUCCUUGCAGGGAAGCAGCCAAAGCGCAAUUAAUUUACUAACCAGUUGAGGGGAAUGUAUGUGUUUUUUACAUGCAGGGGUUUUUUCUUUUUUUUCUUUUUUUUGUACAGUUUAUGCAAACCGUUUCAAGAAAGCUAUUGAUGCCAUUGGACUAUUAUUAAUUUCAUUUUUUUUUUUCUCUAAAUAGUGUGUUGUAGCAUUUUGGGUUUUUCCUCCAGUUACAAACUCACAAUUCACUGUUUAGUAUAAAAAAAAUAAAGACUACAAUGAAUAAUGUUUUCUGAGGUCACAUUGUGCCUUUUUGACCUUGAUCACCAAACUUUUAUUUUAUUGUUUCAACACCCACAAGGGUGAGAUCAGGAGUAAUCGCAGAAAGCCUUGCAAAUGAGUAUUAUAAUGGUUUCUGCUUUAGAAGGUUUAUGAAAGCUAAAUUUACAGAGAAGCCAUAACUAAUGUGAUGUACUCCUCAAAUGUCUUCUCUAGCAUGGUCAGCAGGUUUGGUAUGUGAGGUUCAGCAAUUUGGGUUUCUGGUAUUUUAUUGCAAGCAAAUGUGAGCAAAGAUGCCAACCAGCUCAUAAUGAACUUGAUUGCUAUGAUCCUUCACCUUCCGGUGUGCCAUAAUUAUAGCUUGUGGAGGAUCAUAGGAAUUGUAGUUAAUUAGAAGCUGGGUGGCCACAGGUUGCUUACAUUUGAAAGGGUGAUAUUUGGUGUAAGUGACUAUGCAAUUGAACAAAAUACAUUCUUGAUAAUGGUAUCCCAAGUGGUCCGGGAGCAUGCUUUAUUAAGAUGGUAAAUUCCAGUACUGUAUGAAUUUGCUGCAUGAAGUUAACUACCAAAAUUCACAAUGCAUUUACUUGUUGAGAUGCCUUAAUUCAUGUUGCGUCCUAGAUAAUUUCUUUUUUUUCAUUUCAUCUAUUCUCUGUCUUGCCAUCUGGGGCUUCCUUGCCUUUAAAUCACUUGUUUCCAUCAUCCAGACUGUAAUUUUAGUUUGUAAUCUUGGAUGUAAAAUUUAAAGCCGUCUACACUACUGUACUGUGAUAUAUAAUUGUUUUUCAGCUUGCUCAGAGACCGUUUUAACAUUGUGCCAUAUACAUUCUUUGUUUAUUUGCUUUCGACUAUUUGCAUUGCCUUUUGUUCAACAUUUUGUCACAAUCUUGUUUUUAAGUGCCUUUUUAUUUUAGCAGGUGUUCACUUUUUACAAUAAGGUUAACUAAAGUUAUUUAUUAAAUAAAAAAAAUACUUAAAAACUGAAA